Thrips palmi is the source of this 2706-nucleotide messenger RNA. Its product is annotated as nischarin. Gene Ontology annotation, cellular component: cytoplasm. Lineage: Eukaryota; Metazoa; Arthropoda; Insecta; Thysanoptera; Thripidae. The transcript is spliced from 2 exons. Gene Ontology annotation, molecular function: protein kinase binding; phosphatidylinositol binding. The record is from RefSeq and is a predicted model, not a curated record. Bases 347 to 1732 code for a protein of 461 amino acids.
UAGUAGCAGUGAGGCAGUAGUAGUCGCCACCGCCAUUCAUUCGCCACCCAAACAAGUGGCAAAUGGCCGAUGAUUGCUCAGUAUGUUGUCCUUCUUAUUGUUGUCUUUCGACCGGUCUCAUCAAUGAAUGAGCUCCCCCAACGAUGAUGCCACCUAGUUCUCCACGAGUGUGAAACGAACGGCACGGAGCUCCGUGUGUGCGAGUGUCGUCUGCUGGUAGCGUCUGCAGAAAAGCUGCAGGCAGCAGGAGACACAGCUCCACUGACAGUUAACCUGUGUACGACAAGUCACAGGAUCAGGCCAGCAUCUCCAGUCGCCUGUCUGUGGACCAGGUACAAUCGAAACCAUGUCGACGUUUGUGGACAACAAGCAGGGGACCAAGGUCUACAUCCCUGAGGUGGAGUUGCAGCAGCCUGAGAACUACAUGGUGUACCAGAUUGCUGUGGAAGUGGGUCCUGUGUCCUGGAGAGUGCCGCAUCGCUACAAGGACUUUGUGGAGCUGCACGAUAAACUUGUGGCUGACCAUGGUGUGACCAAGGAUUUACUGCCCCCAAAGAAAGUGAUCGGCAACAGAGACCCAGUGUUUGUUGAGAAAAGACGAUCUGCGUUGGAGAUGUACCUGGCCAGCGUACUGACUUUCCUUCUGCACACUAUGCCCAGGGAGCUUGCAAUAUUUCUUGAUUUCCAUAAGUAUGACAUUCUCUUCAUAUUGCAAGAAAUGGCUGUCAAUUUUUUUGAAAAUGGUGAUGAGCAUCUACGUUCAUCAAAGCAUUAUGUGUUCACCCCAUUGCAACUUCAUGCCAUCAGCGAACGCCUCAAGCAGCCCUGCCCUCCUCGUGAAAUGGUAGACAAGAAAUAUGAUUUCAGCCAUGUUCUGGAUUUCUGCUAUCAACUCAACAGCCUUUCAAUUUUGGGCUCGAGUAGUGUUUUUGGCAACAGCAACAUUGUCUACAAUAAUUUAUUAUUUGAGCUGUCUUCAUUUAAAGCAGUGGACUCACUUUACAUCACUAAUCUUCCUGUGGCUAAUAUUUAUGGUGUUGGUUUAUUAAGAGAAAAUCUCAUUUCUCUGAGUGCUCACCAUUGUCGUCUAGAGCGCAUAUCACACGUGCUUCUUUGCGAUGAUGUGCACAAGGAAGCCUCCUCAGCCAGUGAACCUCAACAGGCUUGGAAAAAAAUGACAUGUGUGAACCUUAGCAACAAUGAAAUCAGUGAAAUAGAUGCUUCAGUCAAACUGAUGCCCAGAGUAGAGCAGCUCUUCUUAAAUAACAAUCGGCUCUCCUCUCUGGACAAUUUAACACUUCUUCCACACCUCGCUCAGUUACAUCUUUCUGGAAAUUGUUUUUCAAGUCUUAAUGAACUUCAUCGUAAAAUUGGUAAUGUUGUUCACUUAGAUCUCUCUGAGAAUCAGAUAGUGAGUUUGGAAGGCUUCUCCAAACUGUACUCAUUAGAAACUCUAAAUUUAGCUUCCAAUCAGAUUUCUGAUCUGGAUCAAGUGAAGCACAUUUGCAACCUGCCAUGCCUGGAGAAUGUUGUGCUGACAGGCAAUCCUUUGGCCAUUGUUGUUGAUUAUAGGGUCAAGGUUCUGGAGCAGUUUGGAGCCAGAGCAACGUUAAUAUGUUUGGAUAAUGAGAUAUCAUCUCAAAAAGAGCACGACACAGUUGCUGUUCUGCAAGCUUUGCGCAUUGCUAAGGAAGGCCGGCCUCCACCGUUUGUGUGCUCAUCUACCCCCUAGUUUCCAAUUUCAAAACUAGAGAAUAAUGUGUACAACAUAUACUUGUCUUCAUACCAUCUGCAUGUUUGUCUUAGCAUAAUCACUUGUGUAAUCAUGAAAAGGCCUCAAAAUAUGAAGUGUCCAAUCACAAGCCAACUGUCUAUGUGAUAUGAACCUACAGAAUGAAGAAGAGUGUUCUUUAUUUCAUUUCAGAGUGCAGUAUUCCAUACAUAUUAUAUUAUGUGCCCAUUAUGGAGGUACAGAAGCAAAUGUGUCUCUUACAUUGUAUUUAGUGUCUGUGAUAUAUUGUAUUUUAUUCUGUAAGGUUUAAUUAAAUUUUAAACUGAAGUUUGCAUUUUUGUGAUCAGAUCAGUAGGGAUGCGGUUUAUUGCAUUUUUUCCUUAUUGUUUAUAUAUUUUACCAUGUACAAUCAGUCAAUCUUACUUUUAAUUUCUUAAUUGAUUGAUGGUAUCUGUUGAUUAUGCUUAUUAAGUUUCUUGUUGUUUUCUCUCCUUGUACAAUGAAAUUGUGACGUUGCAAGAAAAUCUUAAACUACUACAUUCAGUUAUUAAAACAUUAAUUGUGAAUUUGUACUUCCCUCCUGUUUUCCCUCCACAAUCCUGGAACCGGAAGUACUGCCACGCGUUCACAGUUCACACCUGAAACAAACUGAAAAGAAAGACGCUAUUUCAAUGAAGUCACCCCACUCCAAGAUUUUGCUCAUUUCCUUAUACACGAUACAACCCUUUUCUCAGUGAAGGGAAAUGACUUCACAUUCCGUCAAGGCCUGUUAGUUGUUGCGGAGUUGCGGGCUGCCUACCCAGCCCGUGUCAUUGUUUAGUGUCGGCUGCUGGAUGCAGCGGCUGCUAGAUUUGACAUUCGGAAUGCUGCAACUGGAGAAGAGACUUGCGUUCUUCGCAAGGAAGUGAAAAAACCUAAUUACUCACGCGAUUCGCUGUGUUGAAUUUUAUAGACUCGUUAAAUAUCAACACAAG